This is a messenger RNA of Stegodyphus dumicola, 946 nucleotides long. RefSeq lists its product as uncharacterized. NCBI's taxonomy places the organism in Eukaryota, Metazoa, Arthropoda, Arachnida, Araneae, Eresidae. The record is from RefSeq and is a predicted model, not a curated record.
CAUUGCGAUUAGGAUGCUGAGGCAAAAAUCUUCCCGUAAAUUCUUUUUUAAAUAAAAAAUUUAUCUUGUUAUCAUUUGCUCACAUAGCAACACUAUUUUACAGUUACGAAGUACAGCCUGAAGUGGCGUUGAUUGAAAUUGAAAGGUUCAGUUAUAUUUCGUAAAAAAAUAUGGCACGAGCUAUCUUCAUUGACAAGAACUAUUUAUUUAUUUAUUUAUUACUAUUAUUACUUUUAUUUCCGAGGAAAAGUGUGCAUCAGACGGUAUUUUGAAAUACGACCUCAUUUCUAUGUUCCAAGAAAGGUCAAGACUUGACGUUCUAGAUCAUGAUUCAACAACAUGGGGAUACAGAAUUUAACGAUCAUCAGCAGUUCGCCAUCGAGAGAGAUCAAGGACAAGGAUCUUGUUGACAUGAGCUAACUUUUUGAUAUGUUAAUCCCCCCCCCUCCCAGUUAGCAGCGUAGACUGUGACGUCAUAAAAAGUCGGUGAUGAUUCAAGGACUGUCAUGGGUUAGUAAUGACAGAUAUCAUAAUCAUGCUCUGCUGGAAUAUAUUUUUUCACAUCCUUGGUUUAUCCUGGAUUUAUGUAAUCACUCAGACCAUCGCAUACUAUAUAUUGGAUAGUUUAGACAGCCAAAGUAUCCAUAGAACACAAAGUGAAUUAGAUGUAAACGAAUCGAAAACAAUUACGUCCAGUCUCGAAGGUGUUCGAAAUCGAAUGACAAGGAGAGGAAGGAGAAGGGCGAGACGCAAUAGAAGUGCGAUUAUAGAAAGACGAUAUCGAUCGAAAACAAGAAGAAGGCUGAGAAAUUCCAACAGAAAUAUCUCCAACAGUGCAAGCAGAAGCAGAAGUAAAAGCAGUAUCCAAUCGUAAUUUAAUGAAAUAAAUAGACUGUUUCUUAGAACGUACGAAAUAUGAACUGAAAUUAAAAAAAAUUAUCUUAAA